AUGAGCUCUGCUGGGGGGGGCUUCCACCACUGCUCCAGUGACAGGGGAGGGGGCUUUUGUGCAUACGCUGACAUCACUCUGGCCAUUAAGUUUCUUUUUGACAAAGUGGAAGGCAUCUCCAAAGCUACCAUCAUCGAUCUGGAUGCUCAUCAGGGAAAUGGACAUGAGCGUGACUUCCUGGAUGAGAAGCGAGUAUUCAUUAUGGAUAUGUAUAAUCGCUACAUCUAUCCUGGAGAUGGAUUUGCCAAAAGAGCCAUAAAGAGGAAGGUGGAGCUGGACUGGGGUACCGAGGACUCUGAGUAUCUGCAGAAGGUUGAGCUGCACUCAGAGGGAUCUCUGAAUGAGCUCCAUCCUGAUAUCAUCGUUUACAACGCAGGGACGGACAUCUUGGAUGGAGACCCCCUGGGAGGACUCUGCAUAUCAGCCCAGGGCAUUAUUAAGAGAGAUGAGAUUGUGUUCAAGGCAGCGAGGCGACGGGGAAUUCCCAUACUUAUGGUGACAUCCGGAGGAUACCAAAAGAAAACGGCCCGGAUCAUUGCUGACUCCAUCCUCAACCUACACCGACAGGGCCUGAUAGGAGCCGAGGCAGUGGGGGAGGGGUCAUCAGCCCUGGUCAAACACAUGAUGAGUGGCUCUGGAUCCGCUGGGUCAACAUUAAACUCUGUCUGA
Molecule: messenger RNA, 669 nt
Organism: Menidia menidia (Atlantic silverside)
Lineage: Eukaryota; Metazoa; Chordata; Actinopteri; Atheriniformes; Atherinopsidae
Source: the annotation of a GenBank genome assembly